GAGUUAUAUAACCAGGCACCAUGCCUCCAUGAGCUCGUAAAAUUCAGGACAGCACAGCAUCCAUUCUAAACUGACCUCGACAUUGAUCUACUCAACUUGAUCCGGAAACCCUAACAAAUCCAAUCCAUCACUCAUUAUGAAGUUGACCUUUACCCUCGCUACCAGCUUGCUCGUCUUCGCCAAUGCCGCAAGCGCUGGCCAAUGUGUAUCUGGCUUGAAUUACUGCGGAAGUACUUUGGUCGAUGGCGGAUACCAUGACAUUAUUCAACAAAGCCUCCGAAACUCUGGUGAAACUGUUCUUUCAAACACACCGGGCCUCUGGUGGAGCACCUACUGGAAGUGUAAUCCUGGCGGCUCAAUUACCUAUCUCGGAGGUUGUGGCGGUGGUUGUUUCGAUGCCGGAGCUGGCAAAAGUGACAUCUGCAGCCAUGACACGUCCAAUUGGCUAUAAGUUGUAUCUAGUGAAGGGCAUUGCUUUGCAGGAGCCUAGUGAGGUUGGAACAUGCCGUUUUACGUCCUAGCCAGCUUUCAAGUGGUUCUUUGUACAAUAGCUGGUCGAUGUCCUGUUAUAAAUCAAC
This is a messenger RNA of Aspergillus vadensis CBS 113365, 578 nucleotides long. RefSeq lists its product as uncharacterized. The transcript is spliced from 2 exons. NCBI's taxonomy places the organism in Eukaryota, Fungi, Ascomycota, Eurotiomycetes, Eurotiales, Aspergillaceae. The coding region runs from base 137 to 451 and encodes 104 amino acids. The record is from RefSeq and is a predicted model, not a curated record.